Cyprinodon tularosa is the source of this 3878-nucleotide messenger RNA. Its product is annotated as N-chimaerin-like. The record is from RefSeq and is a predicted model, not a curated record. Lineage: Eukaryota; Metazoa; Chordata; Actinopteri; Cyprinodontiformes; Cyprinodontidae. Gene Ontology annotation, molecular function: GTPase activator activity. Gene Ontology annotation, biological process: positive regulation of GTPase activity; signal transduction. Bases 682 to 1698 code for a protein of 338 amino acids. The transcript is spliced from 8 exons.
UUGGAGCGGAUCUUCGAGAGCUUAGAUAGAGGAUGUUAAACUCCGGCGAAACAUUCAGCUGGUAGAAAGACAAAAGGAUGGAGGGGAACAAAAAGUGUGAAGGAAUGAAUUAAACAACAGCUUGUUUCUGGGCUCGCACGCCCUCCCCACUCCUUCGAGGCGGCAGAACCGGCGUGGAGACAACAGGAAGCGCUGCGGCGGGAUUGGCUCGUUCUUGUGUCAUUGUGACCUGUUUAAUUCAGCCUCCUCCCCUCCACCACUCUCUCUCUAUCUCUCUCUCCGCCUCCCCUCUAUGGGGGGAAGCAGAUUAACACAGUGAGAGCCAUGUGGGCAGAAGCGCUCACCUACUCCAGACUGGAGAGUUCUGUCACAUCACUCCGACCUGCCAGGAAUUUUACCGCCAGCUUCCAAGAAAUGAAAAGUUUUUGUUACUUUAGCAACAUAGGACUGAUUAAAAAGAGCUUUUGUUGUGAAGUGGAGCUCCAUCUUUAUGCCGCUGUAAUCUGAUUGGCUGAUCUUUGUUGUGGGGAAACAGGCGGAUUGUUUUUUUUUUUUUUAUGCUGUUUGGACUUUUUGGGGUGUUUACUGAUUCAGAGCCUUUUAUUUUUUUUAAGGAAACUAUUUUUUGUCGUUAAAGUUUAUUUUCCUCCAUAUUUUUAAGUCUUCUCCAUAUUCUCCGCUAUGCCGAGCCCAGAGUCAUACGCUGUUAAAAGAGGCAAAAAGCAGCAACAUCGGCGAAACGAGAGGAAAACGGGUCAGAAAGGUUCUUUGUUUACAGCUGCUCUGGGACUUAAUGCCAGCGUGGGCUCACCCUCCUCCCCCGCCUCCACCUUCUGGCAACCAAUCAGAUCUUUUGCCCUUUCACAGCUCACGUCUCUGGUGCGGCGGGCCACCCUGAGGGAGAGCGACAUGGUGCCAAAGUAUGAGAAGGUCCACAACUUCAAGGUUCACACGUUCAGAGGUCCUCACUGGUGUGAAUAUUGUGCCAACUUCAUGUGGGGUUUGAUCGCUCAGGGUGUGAAAUGUGCAGACUGUGGGCUGAACGUUCACAAGCAGUGCUCCAAAGUGGUUCCCAACGACUGCCAGCCGGACCUUCGGCACGUCAAGAAAGUCUACAGCUGCGACCUGACCACGCUGGUCAAAGCCCACAAUGCCAAGAGGCCGAUGGUGGUCGACAUGUGCAUACAGGAAAUCGAAGCCAGAGGUCUUCAGUCUGAGGGUCUGUACAGAAUAUCCGGCUUCAGUGAGCUGAUCGAGGAUGUGAAGCUAGCCUUCGACAGAGAUGGGGAAAAGGCGGACAUUUCGUCGAACGCUUACGAGGACAUCAACAUCAUCACCGGCGCCCUCAAGCUGUACUUCAGAGAGCUGCCUAUUCCCCUCAUCACGUACGACGCCUACCCACGCUUCAUAGAGACAGCAAAGAUUACAGACCCAGAAAAAAGACUGGAAUCCCUCCAUGAGGCCCUGAAGCUGCUGCCGCCAGCCCACAUUGAGACGCUGAGAUACCUCAUGGCUCACCUCAAGAGGGUCACCGAUUACGAGAAAGAAAACCUCAUGCCCAGCGAAAACCUGGGGAUCGUCUUCGGCCCGACGCUGAUGAGGGCACCCGAACUGGACGCCAUGACAGCACUCAAUGAUAUCCGAUACCAGAGGCUGGUGGUGGAAACACUCAUUACCAAUGAAGACGUUCUGUUCUGAGAGAAACGGACCAAAACCAGCCUCCCAUUAGGAGGAGGCUCCGGAAACAGCCGACAAGAUGAAGGAGACUUGAGAUUUAGCGAUGAAGAAAAGAAGCGAAGGAGGGGUUUUAUUUAGAAAGAAAAUUAGAGGCUUUGGAUGAAGUCCAGGAUGGAAAGUUGGGUGUUUUUCCGUAUUUUUAUGUAAUCUUUUACAAUCAGCAAACUUGAAGACGAUAAGCAUGUGACAGCUGAAACUCUGAGCCUUGUUGGGUAAGAAUGAAAAACCGCGCGGCGGGGAAACACUGGGACUUAUUCUUUAGUUGUUUUUGUUUUGAAACGGAUGCCUUGAAAGUGUUAGCUCAAAUUUCUUUAGUUUUUCUGAUUGUUUAUUUUGCAAACGGACCAACCAAGAUAGGCUUCACAGAGGGGACUUCCAAAUUAAACUGUGCCACAAGAUCAUUCCUGUACGAUUGGGCCAUUUUUGGACGGUUAGUAAGAAAUCAGGAAAUUGUUUAUUUUUUUCUCUGUAGUGGUGAUGCCUGUUGGAUUUAAUCUUAUGUCGAUGGAAAGUCUGUUUAUUUGCCCUUUAAAUUGUGCCUCAUUUUAAUUAGGUGAGAAAUUAACCAAGUUUAAUUCGCUGAUGUCAAACAGGCUCAUUCUAGGUCUGGUUCUCCAGGUGAUUACAAUCCUGAUGUGUUAACAUGUGCACCACUACUGUUCUUUUUAUUCAUGUCUUGCUUUUUUUUUUCAAACCUCAAUCUUCAGAUCCAGGAAACAAACAAGAAAGAAUUUGCAAAUGUGAUUUUCAUAUAAUAAGGCACUAUUCAGUGGAAAAAUAACAGAUUUAGUUCCAAGACGAGUUAAAAGAAAGAAAUAACCAACUGUCUCUGUAAUGGAGUAUUAGGCUAUUGUGGAUAAAAGAAAAAAAAAGUACAUUUCUGACACACACAAAAAAAAAGACUUUUAAAAAGAAUAUCAAAAGUAAUACAUUUCCAUGAAAAAGGCAGAAUUUUCCUGAUAUUGCAUAGUGACAAAUUUGCUAAAUUUUCAGAAAUAUGUGAUUUAAAAUCUUAGAAAACAGUUUUUAAUUAUUUUUGUUGCAAAUUUCCGAAUUUUCAGUUAUUUAAGUGUUGAAUGUUUUUAUUUUUUUAGGAUAUUUAUACUUUUGAUGUAAAAUACUUGAUGUAAAAAAAUAGGUAUUCCUUCUUUGGGAAAAAUGUACAACUUUUAAAAAUUGCUAAUUAAACUUCAAGUUGUUCAUUUUUACUGGAGGAAAAUUUGAAUCCUUUUUUUUCUUUCAUCUACAAUGGCACCAUUAAAAAUUCCCUUUACUUUUUUUUCUUUCGAAACUGCAGCAUAUAUAUAUAUAUAUAUAUUUUGUAUUCUUACCAAUAAGACAAUGAGACGGUCACGUCUGUGUUCUGUCUGUACUAUGAAGGCAGUAUGUUUAUUUUCGUCUUCUCUAGGGAAGAAGCAGAAGUAGACAGCAAGAUGAAUGAGCACCAUCCGUUAUUUCAACCUUUUCUGUUUUAAUUUGACAUUUUCACCGUAAGCUGAACUUUAACUACAAGGCAGCCUUUUAAAGAAACCUUUGAGCCUCCUGUUACUGUCAUCCCACCAUUCCUGGGCCACAUGUUCAUGGGUUCUUUUUUUUUUGCACCAGAAAAUUAUUAUUUUUUUAAUGAUAAAUUAGCCUGAGCUUCUCACCCGACUGAAAUUUAGCUUGUUAGUUUGAUCAAGGGAUCAAACAUAUCCAGCAGUGACGAAGGUUUGAUCCAGCUAGUUCUAUCCUACCGGUCCAGUGCGGUUCAUAAUGUUUGUAAUAAGAAUGAGUUUUCUCAUAAAACUAACAUGCCACUUGAAGGCUUUUAUUUUUUUUUCUAUUUUCCCUUUUUACUUUUUUUUUUAUUGUUUUUACCCCCACUUUUGUCGGGGGAGGGGCUGUUAAUUGAAUUGAUAACAACUUAAAGAACUAAAGAGCAAAGCAGCCUAGUUGGAUAAUCACCAUGUUUUAUGUUAAUUAUUUCCCCUUACAUCGUCAAACCUAAAUACUAUGAUCUGAUUAUCCCUCUGAGACCUAUGGAACCUGCUUUUUUUAGCUUAUAAGAUGUCUUCUUUUUUUAUUGUCAUUGCUGUAAAGUAUUUUCUAUAUGGUUUAUGCAUGUUGUAAUUAAAUUAUUAAAUAAAGCUUUCAUGUCA